AUGGAGGAUACUGAUCAAAUAUUGGACAACGUUUUGCAUAAAUCUCCCACUAUUGAAGAGCUGGAGGGUAUAUUACAUGGGGGUCAGUUGUCUUGUAACCACGUCGAUGAAGUGUGGCCUAAUUUGUUCCUGGGAGACAUGUACAUGUCUCACGACAGAUAUGGCCUGUGGAGCCUAGGUGUCACACAUGUUUUAAAUGCUGCACAUGGUAAAAUGUGUUGCAAAGGAAAUGAUGAUUAUUAUGGGACAACCGUGAAGUAUUAUGGUGUGCCAGCCAAUGAUUUGCCAACAUUUGAUAUUUCACCUUUCUUCUACCCGUCUGCACAGUACAUUCAUGAUGCGCUCAGCACAACAGGCGCUAAAGUUUUUGUGCAUUGUGCUGUGGGGAUGAGCCGUUCAGCUGCUCUGGUCCUAGCUUACCUAAUGAUUUAUUGCAAUUUCUCUCUUGUGGAUGCCAUCUUGAAAGUGAAAGAAAGAAGAUGGAUUUUCCCAAACCGAGGAUUUCUGAAACAGUUAAUAACUCUUGACAAUGAAUUAAAACUACAAGGCACCAGUAACUAG
Messenger RNA from Danio rerio (zebrafish), 561 nucleotides. Gene Ontology annotation, cellular component: cytoplasm. NCBI's taxonomy places the organism in Eukaryota, Metazoa, Chordata, Actinopteri, Cypriniformes, Danionidae. Gene Ontology annotation, molecular function: phosphatase activity; protein tyrosine/serine/threonine phosphatase activity; protein serine/threonine phosphatase activity. The record is from RefSeq and is marked provisional.